Messenger RNA from Cokeromyces recurvatus, 1624 nucleotides. RefSeq names its product acyl-CoA thioester hydrolase. NCBI's taxonomy places the organism in Eukaryota, Fungi, Mucoromycota, Mucoromycetes, Mucorales, Mucoraceae. Gene Ontology annotation, cellular component: mitochondrion. The transcript is spliced from 4 exons. The coding region runs from base 65 to 1438 and encodes 457 amino acids. Gene Ontology annotation, biological process: acyl-CoA metabolic process. Gene Ontology annotation, molecular function: fatty acyl-CoA hydrolase activity. The record is from RefSeq and is a predicted model, not a curated record.
UUUUUUUUUCAUUAGAGUUCUUAGAUCCUAUAUAUUUAUAUAUAAUAUUUUUUUUUGUAUUGAUAUGUUACGCACUAUUUUUUUUAAGCCACUUAAAUCAAAUCAAGCUUUUAAGUUGAUUUAUAAACAAAGAGCUACCUUAGCAACUAGUUCACGUCAAAUACGUGGCGCACAACCAUCUUUAAUUGAAACUGAUCAAUAUGAUCCUAGCUUUGCAAAAAAAGUAUAUACAGUUCGUCCUGUCACUUUCUGGAUGGAUAAAAUUCUUGAAAAGGAAAACAAAAGACCACUCAAUAUUCCAUCUAACCAAUAUCAGCAUCAAAUUAUAAAUAAAACAAUGAUGGAUAGUUAUAUGGAAGAAUACCUACCCUUUAAAUCCUCACCUGCUUUAUUAGAUGAGUAUAUUACCACAGGUGGUAAAAUUAGAAUAGGAAAAAUUCUUGAAGAUUUAGACGCACUAGCAGGUGCUAUUUCUUACAAACACAUUGAUACCUUUAAUCCCCGUGCUCCUCCAUUAACCGUUGUUACAGCAAGUGUAGAUCGUAUGGAACUACUUAUGCCAAAUACAGUUGAAGAUCUUAAGCUUUCAGGUCAUGUUGCUUAUGUUGGUAAAAGUAGCAUGGAAGUGUUUGUUAAAGUUGAAACUAUUCCUAAAUAUGACUCUAAUAUGGUAGAAUCAUCACCAUUUCCUCCUCAAAAUUUUCUUGCUGAACCGACACCGAAUACAGUUUUAUUUGGACGCUUUACGAUGGUUGCGAUAGACUCUACAACAGGAAAAUCUGUUCAUAUCAAUCCUUUAAUUGCACAUAACGAAAGAGAAAUGAGAAUCUUUGAAUAUGCACAAGAGUGUAAAUCACGAAAGAAGCUCAUAGGUGAAUCAGCUCUUGAUAAGGUUCCCCCCACUGAUGAUGAACGUUUAACACUUCAUGAUCUUUAUAUGAAAAAUGCUAAUCAGUUAUCAUCACCAUCUGCUUGGAUAGAAGAUACAAAGUUAAAAAGUGUAUUCUUAAUGCAACCUCAAGAUCGUAAUAUUCAUAACAAGGUCUUUGGUGGAUAUUUAAUGAGACGCGCUUAUGAAUUAGCUCAUGCAACAGGAUCUGUCUUUUGUAAGACACCUGUUCAUCUUUUGUCAUUAGAUGAAAUUGUUUUCAAGAAACCUGUCCCCGUCGGUUCUCUUUUGAAUUUGUCUUCAAAAGUGAUUUAUUCGCAAGAUGAUUCAUUUCAAGUUAGUGUUACAGCUGAAGUUACAGAUAUGAAGACAAAUACAACAGAUGUGACCAACACCUUUCAUUUCUCUUUUACCACUCAACGUAAGGUGGUACCUCAAAUCUUUCCUAAAACAUAUGCUGAGGGAAUGCUUUAUCUUGAAGGAAAAAGAAGACAUGAGCAUGGUCUUCAAGCAAAGAAGCAAUUAUUAAGUUUAAUGUCUAGUUCAUAAUAGCCAUUGUACCAUAUCCUUUACGGAAAAAAAAAGGAGGGAAGAAAUAUUAACCCCUCCACUCCCUCCCCCCUUUUUUUUAUUUAUUCAUACAUAAUAUUUAUUUAUAAUCAAGAAUAACUAUGUACAUACUACUAUAUUUACUAAUUACUGGCUAAUUUCUUAAUAAAUUUUUUAUUCAUAUUU